AGCGACUGAAGUGAACUUUCCCUAAACGUUCGCACCUCGGUUCUCAGUCAGUUGAUGUGCAUCUCGACAAGUUGUAAAGAUAACUUUUGAUAAAUCUCUCACACGAGCGAGCGAUAAAGUUAAAGGAUGUGUUAGCAACGUUAAGUGAGGGUUCUGUUAGUUGCUUUCCACGUUACAAACCUGUGUCUUCAAAGAAUUUAAAUUUCGACUUCCGUAGUAGAUUGAAAGGAAUCAGACAUGGGGAAUACGAGCAUAAAAGAACUUGAACAAAUGGGAGAAGUCAUCCCAGAAUUCAGCUCACAGGACUCUUCAGAUGUCGAGAGAACUUUCCAAGUUGUUGGAAACAAAGAUGACGAAAACACGGUAUCUAAUGAAGAAAUCCCAGCAGGUGACAAUUUUAAGGCCAAAGCCAGACCAAAGAAAGAGAAAAAGCGAGAUAAUUUGAAAACGGAGAGCAAAGCUGAUCAAGAACUUUCCGAAACAUACCUUGAAGAGCACAUUCCCCGUAAAAAGAAGGCCAUGAAAGCAAAGAUUAAACAUUUAUUGAUAGAACUGCAUGGAAAAGAUGAAAUUCUUUCAAAAGGAAAGGAAAUUCUUGACCGUUUGACUGUUGAACGAGAACGUCACUUGGAGCGCAUUGAGGAAAAGGAGCAGGUCAUUGAAGGCAAGGAAUUUGUUAUCCAGUCUUUUCAAGAGAAAAUGCAAACAUUUAUUCAACGAAUAGACGAAAAAGAGUCAGAGCUAAGAGAAAAAGAACGAUUAUUAAAUGAAGCGAAUGAUCGAAUUGAGCUGUUACAGAAACAGCAAGCCGAACAAGAGGAGAUUGUGAAAGAAAUGCAGAGCACAAUGGAAAAUUUGGAUAAGCAAACGAAAAACGGCUAUCAUUCCAGAGAAGCAUUCAAUGCUGACUUAGAUGUUAAAGUUGAGUUUGAGUCCCUCAAGAGAGAAAAUGAACGCUAUAAGCUACAACUGCAGGAAAAUCUUAGCACUCUGAGAGAGAGAGAACGCGAGAUAAACUCUUUAAAGCGUGAAAAGGAAACUAUUCAACAAGAGAAAAGACAUUGCGAUCAGAUCAGUCUUGAACGAAAGUUUUCAGUCGAUCGAUUAAACAGAGAGAAGGAAAGAGGCUUGGCAUAUCUCGACCAGUUAGAGAUAAGACUAAAAGAGAAGGACCAGGCAAUGCAGCAAGCUCGAGAUGAGAGUAUUGAACUCCGAGAUCAACUUAAACGCAAAGAUAAUUUGCUUUUGGAGAAGGACAGGACUUUGGAAACGUUAGAAAACUCAAGAAAAGGGACGUCUGACCGAUUGGAUAGACUCGAGAAGCAAUGGCAGGACGAGCGCAGAACACAAAGCAUAAAAGAACUUGAACAAAUGGGAGAAGUCAUCCCAGAAUUCAGCUUACAGGACUCUUCAGUUAUCGAGAGAACUUUCCAAGUUGUUGGAAACGAGGAUGACGAAAACACGGUAUCUAAUGAAGAAAUUCCAGCAUGUGACACUUUUAAGGCCAAGGCCAGACCAAAGAAAGAGAAAAAGCGAGACAAUUUGAAAACGGAGAGCAAAGCUGAUCAAGAACUUUCCGAAACAUACCUUGAAAAGCAAAUUCCCCGUAAAAAGAGGGCCAUGAAGUCAAAGAUUAAACAUUUGUUGAUAGAGCUACAUGGAAAAGAUGAAAUUCUUUCAAAAGAAAAGGAAAUUCUUGACCGUUUGACUGUUGAACUAGAACGUCACUUGGAACGCAUUGAGGAAAAGGAGCAGGCCAUUGAAGGCAAGGAAUUUGUUAUCCAGUCUUUUCAAGAGAAAAUGCUAACAUUUAUUCAACGAAUAGACGAAAAAGAGUCAGAGCUAAGAGAAAAAGAACGAUUAUUAAAUGAAGCGAAUGAUCGAGUUGAGCUGUUACAGAAACAGCAAGCCGAACAAGAGGAGAUUGUGAAAGAAGUGCAGGGCACAAUGGAAAAUUUGGAUAAACAAACGAAAAACGGCCAUCAUUCCAGAGAAGCGUUCAAUGCUGACUUAGAUGUUAAAGUUGAGUUUGAGUCCCUCAAGAGAGAAAAUGAACGCUAUAAGCUACAACUGCAGGAAAAUCUUAGCACUCUAAGAGAGAGAGAACGCGAGAUAAACUCUUUAAAACGUGAAAAGGAAACUAUUCAAGAAGAGAAAAGAGAUUGCGAUAAGAUCAGUCUUGAACGAAAGUUUUCAGUCGAUCGAUUAAACAGAGAGAAGGAAAGAGGCAUGGCAUAUCUCGACCAGUUAGAGAUAAGACUAAAAGAGAAGGACCAGGCAAUGCAGCAAGCUCGAGAUGAGAGUAUUGAACUCCGAGAUCAACUUAAACGCAAAGAUAAUUUGCUUUUGGAGAAGGACAGGACUUUGGAAACGUUAGAAAACUCGAGAAAAGGGACGUCUGACUGAUUGGAUAGACUCGAGAAGCAAUGGCAGGACGAGCGCAGAACACAACGAAAUGCGUAUGAUGCGUUACGUGACGAGAAACGUGCGUGUGAAGAACGUUUGCAGCGCGCUCAAGCGGAUGUUGAAACAUAUCAAAGACGUAACCGUGUCUUAGAACGUGAAAUUGAUAGAGCGCGUCAAACUACUGACAUAUUCCGUGGAGAUCAACCAUGGAUCAUCCCAAGAGAAGAAAUCAAACUCUCCGAUAAGGUUCUUGGUACUGGCGCGUGGGGAAGAGUCCUUGAAGGGAAUUUUCGAGGAACAAAAGUGGCAGUGAAAGAAAUCCACGAAAUAAUUCAAUCAGCUCAUAACAGACUCCUCUUUGAUCGCGAAAUCACGUUUGCCACUCUAGUGAGACAUCCAUGUAUUUUACAGUUCUUAGCUGUGGCUGAUUACCGUACCAGCAAACCCCUCUUAGUGGCGGAACUCAUGGACAUGUCUUUGUCUCAACUUGUUAAAGAUGAGAAAACCUUAGGCAACAGAUACAUCAGGAUACUGGCGCUUGAUGUCGCUUAUGGUCUGAACUACCUUCACUGCUUCCGACCCAAUCCCAUACUGCAUCGUGACGUAAACAGCGGGAAUGUCAUGGUUUGGCGCCAAGGUGACAAGUGGCGCGGGAAACUCUGCGAUUUUGGGUCAGCGGAGUUCAUGGGAAGCAAGAUGUCAGAGAAUCCGGGAAAUCCGUUUUACUGUGCUCCUGAAGCAAACAGUUCUAGACACUGCCCCAAGAUGGAUGUGUACAGCUUUGGUGUUCUCCUCUGUGAACUCUGCAUCAACCAAACACCUAAUCCUGCUGAAAGAGAGCGACAAAUUGCACUGAUGUGGAACAAGGACCUGAGAGAGUUGGCUGAGCAGUGCAUCACACCAGAUCCGCUUACACGAUGUACCAUGACUGACGUCAUCAAUGUGUUAGAGCCCAUGACCGCGUGAGACAUUAGAACUAGGUUUUUAAGUCUGAGAUCAUCUUACAUGUUUCACACGUGAUUGAAGCUUCCGUGAAUUUUAUUAAAUGCUUGUUCGAGCAACUAUACCU
Pocillopora damicornis (cauliflower coral) is the source of this 3475-nucleotide messenger RNA. RefSeq lists its product as uncharacterized. Lineage: Eukaryota; Metazoa; Cnidaria; Anthozoa; Scleractinia; Pocilloporidae. The record is from RefSeq and is a predicted model, not a curated record. Gene Ontology annotation, molecular function: protein kinase activity; ATP binding. Gene Ontology annotation, biological process: necroptotic signaling pathway; protein phosphorylation.